ACACUCGGUAUCGCCGAACCAUCGCGAACCAAACGAUUGUGCAAUGCGGUUGCGGUAUGGUGCGUGUAAUCGCAAGACGUAGCCAACAAAUGACAUGAAUGAUGGGGAAAAGGGAACGAAAAAAUGGAGAUGGCUCAAAAGGUAAAAACAGUAAACGAACCAAGGUGGCAAAUAUAGACCAGGAUGAAGAUUCAUUGGGGGUGGACGGGACUGUAGAACUACCAGAGAGUGCGUCCAGACAUGUAGAGGAACAAGUGACUGAGGAAGAUGAAUUUGGUGCUAAGGAUUACCGCCAACUCCUGCAGCUGAAAUUAGACCACAAAUCCCGGCCGCUGUGGCUGGCUCCAGAUGGUCAUAUAUUCUUAGAGUCCUUCUCGCCGGUCUAUAAGCGCGCCCAUGACUUCUUGAUUGCUAUCUCAGAGCCCGUCUGCAGACCAGAGCACAUCCAUGAGUACAAGCUGACAGCUUACUCCCUCUAUGCUGCCGUGUCAGUAGGCCUACAGACCAGCGAUAUCAUUGAGUAUCUACGCAGACUCAGCAAAACCUCCAUCCCUGAUGGAAUCAUUGAAUUCAUCAAGCUGUGCACUCUGAGCUAUGGCAAGCUGAAGUUAGUCCUUAAGCAUAACCGCUACUUUGUGGAGAGCACACAUCCAGAUGUUUUGCAGAGACUGCUGAAGGAUCCAGUGGUGCAGCAGUGUCGGCUACGUGAAGAUGUUGAUGAGGAUGGACAGGAGACUAAGGAAGGUUUCCUAGUGUCUAAGCUGUCUGGCCAGUCUGCUUUGAAGCUCAAUCAGCCCAACGCCAAUUCCACCGGUACCCCGGGCUCGUCUGCCAGCCAAGACGGCGCUGAGCAGAACGGUGAGGAGAAGACGGAAAUCCCCUCGGAUAUCUACGACUUCUACCAGAAGAUUGACCGGGAAGAUGAGGAAGGGGAGGAGCUACAGACGGUGUCGUUUGAGGUCCGACAAGAAGAGAUUGAAAACCUACAAAGACGAUGCAUCGAGUUGGAGUUUCCCCUGUUAGCUGAGUAUGACUUCAGAAACGACACACACAACCCAGACCUCAACAUUGACCUGAAACCAACCACCGUCUUGCGUCCCUACCAAGAGAAGAGUUUACGUAAAAUGUUUGGUAACGGCAGAGCACGGUCAGGGGUGAUUGUCCUUCCAUGUGGUGCUGGGAAGACAUUAGUUGGUGUCACGGCAGCCUGCACAAUACGUAAGCGUUGCCUGGUACUCUGCACCUCAGGGGUUGCCGUGGAACAGUGGAGGUCACAGUUCAAGAUGUGGUCUACCGUGGAUGAUUCCAUGAUUUGCAGAUUCACCUCCGAUGCCAAAGACAAACCCAUGGGGUGCAGUAUAAGCAUAAGCACCUAUUCCAUGGUAGCACAUACCACCAAGAGGUCCUGGGAAGCUGAACAGGUCAUGAAGUGGUUACGACAACAAGAGUGGGGACUCAUGCUGCUUGAUGAGGUGCACACCAUCCCAGCCAAGCAGUUUCGUCGAGUCCUGACGGUAGUCCAAGCCCACUGCAAGCUGGGUCUGACCGCCACGCUGGUGAGAGAGGAUGAUAAGAUCGCUGAUCUCAACUUCCUGAUUGGACCCAAGCUGUAUGAAGCCAACUGGAUGGAGCUACAACGAAUGAACUUCAUUGCCCGGGUACAGUGUGCUGAGGUCUGGUGCCCUAUGACACCGGAGUUUUACAGGGAGUACUUGGGCAUCCGAACACGAAAACAACUGCUCUUGUAUGUCAUGAAUCCCAACAAAUUCCGUGCCUGCCAGUUCCUGGUUCGUUUCCAUGAGCAGCAGAAUGACAAGGUCAUCGUUUUCUCCGACAAUGUCUUUGCUCUCAAGCAUUACGCCAUCGCCAUGGAUAAACCCUACAUCUAUGGGCCAACCAGCCAGGGAGAGAGAUUACAGAUCCUACAGAACUUCCAGCACAACCCCCUGGUCAACACCAUCUUCAUCUCCAAGGUCGGUGACAACUCCUUUGACUUGCCUGAAGCCAACGUACUGAUCCAGAUCUCCUCCCAUGGUGGCUCGCGGCGGCAAGAGGCACAAAGACUGGGGCGGAUCCUCAGGGCCAAGAAAGGCGGGGCAGCAGAGGAAUAUAAUGCCUUCUUCUACACGCUAGUCUCUCAGGACACGCAGGAGAUGUACUACUCCAUGAAGAGACAACGCUUCCUGGUCAACCAAGGCUAUAGCUUCAAAAUCAUCACCAAACUAGCUGGCAUAGAUGAGAGUAAUUUGAAGUACAGCUCCAGGCAGGAACAGCAGCAGUUACUGCAGCAAGUGUUGUGUGCAUCAGACUUGGAUGCCGAGGAGGAGAAAUUGCCCGGUGAAAGCAACACCAAGUCAUCCUCACAGUAUGUACGUCGUGUGGGCAGCAUGAGCUCCAUGUCUGGUGCUGAUGACCAGGUCUACGUAGAGUAUCAGAGCAAGUCAAGGAAAGGCCAAGCUCAGCAUCCACUCUUCAAGAAGUUUAGAUGAUCUUCAACUCACUGGAAGACAUCAAUUUCGGUCAGAAAUCCAUGGACUUGAAGUACAUACUUUGGCUACGAGACAAUCAAGAAAGUCUGCCAAUUGCAGAAGGCAUUUCUGUGUUCCCAGAUGGAAAAGGAACAUCGUGAACAUUUUGAAAUACCCCAUUGGAUGACCAGGAUUUUAAGUUUCAUCCAAUAAGUUUAUCCUGUGGCUACUAGCUCUUUACAUUGUUGUUGUGUAAACUAUCAAGAUGUUUAUAGAAAAUAUCCGUAGUCAAGUACAUGAUGAGUACAAACAAUACAAGUGUGCAUACAAAGAAGCAGAGUACGAGUACUGCUGCACUUCAUGAAGGCCAAGCAAAGUGAAGAAACUUUCGGACACAACUGUUGCAAUGUCUUUGCAUUUCUUUGGGAUCACAUAAUUUGUGAGGGGUUCUGGCAAAAUGAGACAGAACUGAACAGAGGUUGAAAUGAGGGUUUGUAGGUAUUAGGAAAGAGAAUAAAAAUGCUCCUUUUUGUUGCACUUCCAUCGGGCAUUCCAUUGACAAGUUAUGGCUGUUGAAAGGAAAUUCCUAAAAAUUGUAUGUUUUGGAU
Patiria miniata (bat star) is the source of this 3076-nucleotide messenger RNA. Its product is annotated as general transcription and DNA repair factor IIH helicase subunit XPB-like. NCBI's taxonomy places the organism in Eukaryota, Metazoa, Echinodermata, Asteroidea, Valvatida, Asterinidae. The transcript is spliced from 18 exons. Gene Ontology annotation, biological process: nucleotide-excision repair; transcription initiation at RNA polymerase II promoter. The record is from RefSeq and is a predicted model, not a curated record. Gene Ontology annotation, molecular function: 3'-5' DNA helicase activity; DNA binding; hydrolase activity. Gene Ontology annotation, cellular component: nucleotide-excision repair factor 3 complex; transcription preinitiation complex; transcription factor TFIIH holo complex. The coding region runs from base 99 to 2489 and encodes 796 amino acids.